Cyphomyrmex costatus is the source of this 1386-nucleotide messenger RNA. RefSeq lists its product as uncharacterized. The transcript has 2 exons. The coding region runs from base 1 to 1386 and encodes 461 amino acids. NCBI's taxonomy places the organism in Eukaryota, Metazoa, Arthropoda, Insecta, Hymenoptera, Formicidae. Gene Ontology annotation, biological process: DNA integration. Gene Ontology annotation, molecular function: nucleic acid binding. The record is from RefSeq and is a predicted model, not a curated record.
AUGAAACUUCGAUCGCAACUAGUGGAGCUGAAUGAACUACGAGUUCCACGCUGCGUCAAGUUCACAGCGGAUCCUCGACUUGUCCAGGUACAUGGGUUUUGCGACGCCAGCCAACGAGCGUAUGGCGCAUGCAUAUACCUGCGAACUGAAACCACCAAUAGCUAUCGCGUGGAGUUACUUUGCUCUCGAUCGCGCGUUGCGCCGCUCAAGGCCAUUUCGUUACCUAGGUUAGAAUUAUCUGCAGCAUUACUGCUGUCGCAGCUUUUAGAAAAGUGGCAAGGCCCAGAAUUUUUACGGUCACACCAGGAUAACUGGCCAAGCGGCAAAUUUACUCAGUCUGAAAGUGGCAUGCCGGAGAUGCAGAAAAUCACGGUAACUGCCGUUUCUCUCGAACGAUCGGUGGUGGACGAAUUGGUCAGUAAAUUCUCAAGUCUCACUAGGAUAUGUCGAGUUCUAGCCUACUGUCUUAGGUUUCGCAAGGCACAUUGGCCAAGUUUACCAACCACUCUCCUUUCUCACAACGAAAUAGCUUAUGUUCUCAACGUCGCAUGCAAGGCUAUACAAAGGGCAUCCUUCCCUAACGAAUACGGAGCAUUGAGUAAGGGGAAGUCUAUCAGUGCAUCUAGCAAAAUACUUUCAUUAUCUCCUUACAUGGACGACACAGGAUUAAUUCGCGUAGGGGGCAGAUUAAAGAAUUCCAGAUUACAAUUCGAUGCUCAGCACCCCAUUUUGUUACCCCGUGAACAUGAACUAACAAAGCGGGUAAUAAACUACGAACAUGUGCGUAACUUGUACGCUGAAACGCAGGCAACCAUGGCUGCCGUAAGACAACGGUUUUGGCCUCUUUCUCUCCGGUCGUGUACGCGCAAAAUUCUUCGGAAUUGUGUAACUUGUUUCAAAGCCAAGCCAGUUCAGUCGGAAGCGAUAAUGGGCUCUCUACCGGCCAAUCGCGUCACCGAAUCAAGGCCAUUCUCGCAUUGUGGCGUGGACUACGCUGGUCCAGUCAUACUAAAGGAAGGCAGGCGGCGAAACGCACGUAAUACUAAAGCAUAUAUUUCCGUGUUUGUAUGCUUCUCGACAAAAGCAGUUCACCUCGAACUAAUGAGCGAUCUCACUUCAAAUGCAUUUAUCAGCGCGCUCCGGCGUUUCAUUUCGCGAAGAGGUAGGCCGGCAUGUUUAUACUCGGACAACGGAACUGUUUUUGUGGGAGCUCACAAUCAACUCAAGGAAAUUCAGGAUUUCCUUAAAACACAACAGGCUCAAGCCGACAUAGGGCAAUUUUUCUGCAAGCAAGAGAUCACGUGGAAGUUCAUACCUCCCAACGCGCCUCACUUUGGAGGCUUAUGGGAGGCUGCAGUAAAGUCAGUCAAGUAUCACAUGGCGUGA